Messenger RNA from Phyllostomus hastatus (greater spear-nosed bat), 2014 nucleotides. Its product is annotated as butyrophilin subfamily 3 member A2-like. NCBI's taxonomy places the organism in Eukaryota, Metazoa, Chordata, Mammalia, Chiroptera, Phyllostomidae. The transcript is spliced from 10 exons. Gene Ontology annotation, cellular component: external side of plasma membrane. Gene Ontology annotation, biological process: regulation of cytokine production; T cell receptor signaling pathway. The coding region runs from base 1 to 1425 and encodes 474 amino acids. Gene Ontology annotation, molecular function: signaling receptor binding. The record is from RefSeq and is a predicted model, not a curated record.
AUGUCGCCGGGGACGUGCAAGGAGGCCGCAGGCGGGCGGCGGGCGAGCUCUGAGCCGGGCCGGGGGCCCGGGGCCCGGGGCCCGGGGUCCUACGUCAGCAGAGACUGUGACCUGGACCUUGUCACCCAGUACAGCCUGUGCCAGCCUGGCUCCUUCACCACCCACCGACACCCAGAGACGGCGUGCCUGCCCUGUGCUGAAUGCCGGGAGGGUGAGUGGGCGCAGCCUGCCCUCCCUGUGUGCCUCGCCGUGGUCCAGCUGCUCAGCCCCUGCUCAGCUGUGUUUGCUAUGGUCGGACCCCCCGAGCCCAUCCUGGCCAUGGUGGGUGAAGACGCAGACCUGCCCUGUCACCUGUCCCCGGAGAUGAGCGCUGAGACCAUGGAGCUGAUGUGGGUGCGACCCGGCCACAGGCAGGUAGUGCACGUGUACGCACACGGGCAGGAGGACACGCCGGCAGAGGAGUUUCGAGGGAGAACUUCGAUUUUACGAGAGGACGUCACUGCGGGGAAGGCCGCUCUCCGGAUUCACAGCGUCAGCGUCUCUGACAACGGAACCUACCUGUGUUAUUUCCAAGAUGGAGACUUCUCUGCAAAAGCCCAGGUGGAGCUGCAGGUGGCAGCGCUGGGCUCUGAUCCCCACAUGGACAUGAAGGGCUACGAGGCUGGAGGGAUCCGUGUGAACUGCACGUCUGCCGGCUGGUACCCGCAGCCCCAGAUCCAGUGGAGAGACGCCAGGGGACACAGCUUGCCCUCGGAGGCAGCACCUGAGGCUGCAGACCCCCAGGGCCUUUAUGCAGCUUCAGCCUCUGUGAUCCUGGAAGUCGGCUCUGGGGAGGGGGUGGCCUGUGUCAUCAGAAACCCUCUGCUGGGCCAGGAGAGGUCAGCCAGGCUUUCCAUCGCAGGCUCCUUCUUCAGGGACACACAGCCUUGGAUGGUGGUGCUCGUGAUCGUGCUGGGUAUUGUGCUGGUGGUGGUGGUGGUGGUGGCGGUGGUGUACUUGCUGUUGGGACACUGGAAAAGGAAGAAGGCGCCGACUCAGGAUGAGGAGAGCGAGCCCGAGAGACGCAGCAGGACCAGCUCGUCACAGGGAGGCACCCAGCCCAGGGAAUAUGAAGAAAAGUUUGUUUUGAAGGACGGGUCCCCUGAGGCCACGAACAGGAUCUACUCCGAAUGCGGGCAGGAGGUUCCCAAAUCUACCUGGAGGAUGUUCAUGAGGUCCGAGGGACUGGAGGAGAACGACCUUGUCACCUGUGAGCACGGGGACCCGGGGACCCUGGCGGAGCAGCACCACAGGAUGCUGCCGCGCUGGCAGAGCGAGCUGGAGCACAUCGCAUCCCCCUGCGGGCUCGUGGCGGCCCUCCGUGAGAUGCAGCUGCGGGAUCGUCUGGAGAAUGUUAGCAACGAGCUGGUGCUGAAGGUAUCUUAGGUCGUGAGGACGCAGAGCCCCGAACUGGAGUCAGCUCCUUUGGCAAUGACUGGGACUUAGCAGCAUCCUGGGUGCUGACCUUCCCCAGGUCCCUUCCCGUGGGCACCUUCACAGAUCCCAGGUGGGACGGAGCCCCUUCCGUGUCCAAGGAGCUUCUUCGGGAAGCUUCCGAUGGGGAGGUCCAUGUGGCCACGGGGCUCUCUGCCUGCAGCCCAUGUGCCGUAGAGGCUGCCCCUCAGGGGACUCCGGGUGCCGUGAGCUGCUCAGGAGGGACCCACGGGCUGUGCUCGGUGGGCCCGAGAGCCGUGGCCUCCUCCAGAAACAGAGGCCAGGAGGGAUGGCUGUUCACGUGUGUGACCCCAGCAGCUCUUUUGUUGAUCUCUCAGGCACUGUGAUGUCCCCGGCUUCCACUUGGGAGCGCCUGGGACAUGGGGACACUCACAUGCCAGCUUUAGAGACCUUUCUACUCUUCUUUAGACAGUUCAGCAUAUGUGCUUUUCCAGUUUUAUUUAUGUGUUAAAAUUUCUCUUCCAUAGUGUGUUCACAUGUUUGUAGAAACUUUUUUACCCAGUAAAAUUUAUAUUCUAAA